Messenger RNA from Triticum aestivum (bread wheat), 2404 nucleotides. RefSeq lists its product as uncharacterized. The transcript is spliced from 2 exons. The coding region runs from base 45 to 2078 and encodes 677 amino acids. The record is from RefSeq and is a predicted model, not a curated record. Lineage: Eukaryota; Viridiplantae; Streptophyta; Magnoliopsida; Poales; Poaceae.
UAGGUUUGCUUGCUAUCCAUCUCCACGACCCCUGUUCCGAAAUAAUGAGGCCACUAAGAGAUAUUGCUGCGGAAGUUGGAGGGGGCAAUCCGACCCAAAAACAAAGCCUGCAGGCUGUCGAAGGGCUCUGGAACGAAUGGGAGAUCCAUUGCCUCAUACUUGCAAGCUUUGGUCUACAAGUAUUCCUCUUCUUCACAGCAGGCAUGCGGAGGCACAGCGUGUCCCGCAUCCUCAACUCCCUUAUAUGGCUGGCCUACUUAUCAGCUGACUUUGUGGCCAUUUUUAUUCUUGGACAUCUCGCGGUCCAUGCAAGCAGCUCACACCAUCUUCUUAUCUUCUGGGCACCGUUCCUACUCCUCCACCUGGGAGGGCAGGACACAAUCACUGCCUUCUCCAUGCAAGACAACGAGCUCUGGCGGCGCCACCUACUAGGAUUGGUCACCCAAGCAUUAACAGCCUGCUAUGUCAUCUCCAUAUCAUCUUGGCAAGACAGCCGAUUACUAGCUGCCACGGUGCUCAUGUUCUUGUCUGGGGUUUUCAAGUACAUUGGGCGUACCCUUUGCCUUUUCGCAUCUAGCCCAGAUUUCCUCGGAUUUAAUAGCGCGCUUGAUUUUAAGGAUUAUGUACGCGGUGGUAGUUCGGGGAGGGAAUCUUCUGAGGAUAUACUAAAGCAAAGAGUACAUGAUAUGAUGCUUAAUGACGACAAUGUGAAGCUGCCGCCCCCUCCCACCUAUAUCUCAGAUAUACUGCUGGAUAGCCCACUCAAUGAUAGGGAUACUAUUGAAGGUGCAGAUAUCAUACCAGAGUUGCUCAAUGUGCUCAAGUCUAGUGCAGACCGCUCCAGGGCUUACGUUUAUGUCAGCGCACUGCUUGUUCGUGAGUAUGAACUCGUCUACACCAAGUUCAGGCUUCAUUCUUUGUGGAUGGACUGUUCCAGAAUAAUGUUCCGAGAUCCAUCUGAUGUUGGAAAAGUGCUAAUAAGCACGGUAGUUUCUCUCAUUUUAUCAUUUCUCGUGCUCUUCCCACUUAUUUCGGCCUUGAUAACAUUGGAGCUCUUCAUGGUCGUCGCCAAGGCCCAACUCUACAACCAGACAGAUGUCACAGUCUCCUACAUAUUACUCAUAGGGGCCAUACUCCUCGAGUUGGCAUCUCUCUUCAUGUCCAUUCUUUCCUACUUCGCAUCGAGUGAUGCACCUAAAUCUUGUACACCACCUCGUGUAGUCCUGCGUGCAGCCAACUAUAUUCACCCUGCAGGCCGACAUAGAAAACAGUGGUCCAAAAUGCUUGCACAAUAUAGCAUGAUGACUGACAAGCAUAAGACAUUUUCAAGAAUCGCCAUAGGUAAUGAUCUCGAGGAGCUUGUCCUUGAUAAGUUGUUAGACUUGGGAACAGGGGAGCAAGGAGGCUGGAACUUUGCUAGUUUUCGUGGACAACUAGCGCUUCAGAGGUGGACUGGUAUGCGCACGAUCAUUGACAAUGCUGACCUGCCAACAAGUGUGCUAAUUUGGCACAUUGCAACAGAGAUAUGCUACUCCGAAGAAGAAAGCAUCACUGGUCCUCAUCAAACUGAAAAGAUAAGGGUGAGCAGAGAGCUAUCAAACUAUAUGAUGUACCUUGUCUUUACGUGCGGUGUGAUGCUUACAAGAAGCUCCAAGCACGUACUUACCAAAACUCACACUGAAUUCAAGAAACUUUUUGGAGGAAAUCCUAUUCUAGUUGUUUUAGAAGCUACCAGCAUACUGCAUGAAGUUAUCAGAGAAGGGCAACAAUCAGCUGGUACGGACAAUAUUGGCAGCCAUCCGGUAAAUCAAGUGCAACUUCUGAAAAACAAUAUGAAGGCUCUUGAUUCUCGGGUGUACCCUCGUGCAUUUACAAUGUAUACUGAGUUGAAUGGCAUGCCUCGAGACGACCGUUGGGACCUCAUCACAGAGGUAUGGUUGGAGAUGCUCUUCUACAUCGCGCCUCGCUGCGGGGGUGCUUUCCAUGCUCAUCAUCUCAGUACUGGCGGUGAGUUCGUGACGCAUGUCCUCCAACUCAUGCAUUUACUAGGCCCUUUUCUACCACUGCCAGAUGCUUAGCUACCACUACCGCCAGGGGUCACCCUGAUGUCAAGCUCCAAGAUAUCAUCCUUAGCCCCGGUUUCGCCGACGUGCGUCAACUAAAUAAAAAUUGUGCAUUGUAUCUUUAAUAUUUUUAAUGGCAAGUGUGUUCCCUUUUCCAAAUAAGCUAGCGCACAAGCUCACGACAUGUGUGAGACGUGCGCAUGUACAAAAUAUUUGUAUUGUGUCUAGAUAGCUAAUGACAGCUCCAAGUGCCAUGGUUUGUGUGGUUAUGGGAUCCAUGCGCACUAGAAGCGGUCCUUCACCGUUUUUCAUGCGGAAAAAGUCCGGAGUGUUUUCCUUCC